Messenger RNA from Closterium sp. Yama58-4, 1347 nucleotides. Lineage: Eukaryota; Viridiplantae; Streptophyta; Zygnematophyceae; Desmidiales; Closteriaceae. The record is from the annotation of a GenBank genome assembly.
AUGCAGGGUCAGCAGGAUCUGCUGUCUGCGCCGCGCGAUGGAAAGAAGCUGCACGUCGUUUUUUGCCAUCCAGAUUUGGGAAUAGGAGGAGCGGAGCGGCUGAUAGUGGAUGCAGCAGCGGAGCUAGCGUCAAGAGGCCACAGCGUGCGGGUCUUCACAGCCCAUCAUGAUCCCCACAGAUGCUUCCCGGAGACCAUUGACGGCACCUUCCCUGUGCACGUGCAUGGAAGCUUCCUCCCUCGCCACAUCGCCGGCCGGUUUCACGCAAUCUGCGCCUACCUCAGGUGCCUCUGGGCGGCGCUCUGCAUCGUCAUCUCCGUGUGGCUUCGGUGGAUCCCAGCCGUUGAUGCGAUCAUCACAGAUCAAGUCUCAGCCGUCCAUCCAAUCCUCAGAUUGCUGCCUUCCAAGAUUCUCUUCUACUGUCACUUCCCGGACCUGCUGCUAGCUCAGCGGGGCUCGUGGCUGCGUUCGUUCUACCGAGCGCCCAUAGACUGGGUGGAGCAGGUCACCACUAGCAUGGCAGACACCAUAGUGGUCAACAGUCACUUCACUGCAGCCACAUUCGCCGCCACCUUCCCCUCGCUAGCAUCACACGGCAUCCGCCCCGCUGUGCUCUACCCAGCCGUGGCACUUGAUUCCCCACCAUCUACUGCUGCUAGCAGGGGUGGUUCUGGCAACCUGGGUCCUGCUGUCGAUGAAGCAGAGAAGCUUGGCCUAGAUCUCCACAGUCCUUUCUUCCUGUCCAUCAACCGAUACGAGCGCAAGAAGGAGAUUGCCACUGCCAUCUCUGCUCUGGGUCUUCUCACGCGCUCGUCAGCGGGUACAGUCACUUCCAGCAGCCAAGAUGCCACUGCUGCUGCCUUGACAAAGGGACAGCGCCCACGACUCAUUGUUGCAGGUGGGUGUGAUGCUCGCGUGUGCGAGAACGUGGAGUAUCUCCAAGAGCUGAAGCAACUAGCUGUUAUGGAGGGGGUGGCAUCCGAUGUCCGUUUCCUCACGUCCAUUAGUGACUCGCUCAAGGCUCAGCUGUUGUCCCACUGCACUGCUGUAGUCUACACCCCUCCAAACGAGCAUUUUGGCAUAGUGCCAUUGGAAGCCAUGGCAGCGAGCAAGCCAGUGGUGGCAUGCAACAGUGGAGGCCCCACAGAGAGUGUCCUGGAUGGCACAACAGGCUUCCUCUGUGCUCCAAACCCCUCAUCGUUUGCUGCUGCACUGGCUACAUUGCGGUCUGAUCCUUCUCGGGCAGUUUCCAUGGGUCAAGUUGCCCGACAUCAUGUGGAGGAACAGUUUUCGAGGAAAGUUUUUGGUGACCGGUUGCAAGACAUUCUUUGGAAGAUGUGCUUGUAA